CCCCUUUUCGCGCAUAGCAAGUGGGCAGGCUCGUUGUGUCGCUUGUGAAAUUAACGAAAAAGUACACUUUGUGCAAAACUAAAACUAACCGAGAGAUUCGCAUCAUCUGGUGAUCUUGGAAUGUCUGGUGGUCCGUCCAUAACGCUCAAAAGCCAACCAAUCGAUGGUAACAACACUGGGAACGCUGCGGCGCAGCAGCAGCAGCAGCAAAGUGCGAAUGGCGCAGCAUCUUCGGGGGCGCCUGGAGCACCUGGCUCCGCCCAGAAUCCAGGAGGAGGCGGUGGAGCAGUAGGCGGCGGCAGUGUCCCGGCGGAGGGUUCGCGCCAGAACAGCCUGCAGCGGAUCCAGCAGCGGAAGCAGAAGGUCUUCAAUCUUCCCGUGCCCCAGAAACUGGCCAAACUCUCGAUGUACUCCGCCUGCCAGUCGGAAGGAUGCCGCUGCACCGGCUGGAAGACGCCGCAAGAGAACCGCCACCGCGACGUGGAGUCCUCCUACUGUCCGGAGUUCAACGAGGAGUGCAGGAAUGCCAGCUGCCGUCACUCCCUGCGGAUGCACAUAGCCCAUUUGGACAAUAUUUCGAGCUCCAGCAUGGACGAGCUGCUGGGCGCCAUCAUAGACAUGGAAAACCUGUUCAUGUCCAUGCAGCGCGUCGAGGACGAGGACACCAAGAAGGUGUAUCUCUACCUCUUCCGCCUGCUGCGCCAGUGCGUCCUCACGCGCCAGCAGGCGGUCAUCCGAGGUCCUCUAGGGGAUCCGCCCUUCGAGUCGCCCUGCAUCACGAAGGCGGUGCUCUCGCUGGUCUUCUACAAGUACAACCACCUCAAUCCGACUGAACUGCAAACCAUAACAGAGGUGGCCAAGACGUUCUUGAACUUCCUGAAUCACUACAACUUUGAAUCGCCAUCGACCAGAAGGGGCGAUCUCACGCAUGAGGAUGCCUCGAACUACAAGAUUAACUACACCAGGUGGUUGGUUUUCUGCCACGUGCCCGCCUUCUGUAACUCCCUGCGCCAAUUCGAAACUUCCUUGGUCUUUGGACGCACCCUCCUGCGCACCGUGUUCCAGUACAUGUCGCAGCAGCUCAAGAAGAAGUGCAUCCUGGAGAGGGAUCGGUUUCCCGAGGACAAGCGCUCGAUCAUCGCCCAAAUGCCCAAGUUUUUGGAGGCCCUUCGCGCCGAACUGCUGAAGGAUGACUCGCCCAUUUGGGAUCCCAACUACCGGCCACCGAACUCGUUCGUCAUCCAGCAGAGAAAGCGUCAUCAAGAGGUGGCGCCCGUGGCACCAAGUGCUGGCCUAGCACCCAUAGGCGGCGCCAAGCGGUCGAGUGUGGGAGAACCGCUCCAGAAGAGAAUCAAAAAGGAACCCACUGAUCGAUCCAGCAGUGAGAACUUGGACGAUUUGCCAACGGAUGUGGUGAUGCGCGCCAUGAAAUCGGUGUCGGAGUCAAAAACCACCAACAAGGCAGAGAUACUCUUUCCGGUAAAUGUUUCCCGCGAUGAGAAUGUAAAGGCGGAGGAGCAAAAGCGGGCCAUUGAGUUCCAUGUGGUGGGCAACUCGUUGACCAAACCGGUGGACAAGCAGACUGUUUUGUGGCUGCUUGGCCUGCAGCUUGUGUUUGCCUAUCAGCUUCCGGAGAUGCCGCGCGAGUACAUCAGUCAGUUGGUGUUCGACACCAAGCACAAAACGUUGGCGCUCAUCAAGGAAAACCAGCCCAUUGGCGGCAUAUGCUUUCGCCCCUUCCCAUCGCAGGGUUUCACUGAGAUCGUUUUCUGCGCGGUCACAAUGUCCGAACAAGUGAAGGGCUAUGGAACGCACUUGAUGAAUCACCUGAAGGACUACAGCAUCCAGCGGGGCAUCAAGCAUCUGCUCACGUUUGCCGAUUGCGAUGCCAUUGGAUACUUUAAAAAGCAGGGCUUCUCCAAGGACAUCAAGUUGGCGCGACCCGUUUAUGCGGGUUACAUCAAGGAGUACGACAGCGCCACUUUGAUGCACUGCGAACUGCAUCCGAGUAUAGUCAACACGCAGUUUAUUGCUGUGAUUCGCAAUCAGAGCGAAAUUCUGAAGGAGCUGAUAGCACAACGCCACAACGAUGUGCAGAAAGUCAGACCCGGUUUGACGUGCUUCAAGGAGGGCCUGCCCUCGAUUCCCGUGGAGUCCAUUCCCGGGCUGCGAGAAAUCGGUUGGAAGCCGCAAAUGCGCCCGGCAAGGUCUGCCCGUCCCCUGGAGGAAUCGUCCGAUCCGGAGAAGCUGGCCACUUCGUUUGCCUCCGUUCUGCAGUCCGUGCGUCAACACACCACCGCAUGGCCCUUCCUGCGUCCGGUGACUGCUGCCGAAGUGCCGGACUACUACGACCAUAUCAAGUAUCCCAUGGACCUGAAAACUAUGGGGGAUCGACUGAAGAAGGGCUACUACCAAACGCGCCGCCUCUUCAUGGCCGACAUGGCUCGCAUCUUCUCCAACUGUCGGUUCUACAACUCACCCGACACUGAGUAUUAUCGGUGUGCCAACUCCCUGGAGCGCUAUUUCCAGACCAAAAUGCGCGAGCUGGGACUGUGGGACAAAUGAUGCAGUGACUCUGAGGAGCCUUGUAUAAAACCGAAUAUUUAAUCUUCACUAACGGAGAACGUUACUUCUAUUUAUUUUAGAAUUUUCUGCGACAAAAGACAAAAGUGAACAAAAUUGAUAAUAUGCAUUAAGCUUUUUCUAGAACCUAUCGCCUUGUCUUGUUCAUUUAGACGGGCUAAUUUAAGUUGUCUUUAGGAAAAAUAAAUCAGAACUUUCACCUA
Messenger RNA from Drosophila takahashii, 2786 nucleotides. It is a transcript of the gene Gcn5, whose product is annotated as Gcn5 acetyltransferase. NCBI's taxonomy places the organism in Eukaryota, Metazoa, Arthropoda, Insecta, Diptera, Drosophilidae. Gene Ontology annotation, cellular component: ATAC complex; nucleus. Gene Ontology annotation, biological process: chromatin remodeling; positive regulation of transcription by RNA polymerase II. The record is from RefSeq and is a predicted model, not a curated record. Gene Ontology annotation, molecular function: histone H3 acetyltransferase activity; protein binding.